UGACAACUGACGUGCUGUUGUUUAUUUUUGUGUCAAAUUUCAAAUUAUAAUUAAUCUAAUCAUUCAGAUAUUGUUUUUGCGAGUAUUUUUUGCCACAAAUGUGAAAUAAAUAGUGUUUCUUAAAAAAAGCGACUUUGGACAAGGAGAAAUUCAAUAAAACAAUACUUAUAUUCAUUUUCCUCAAAAUGAAAGCAAAGUUCAGCACUGGAUACUUGACUCCUCAACUAAAAGCAACAAAACAAGUACCCAAAACUGGACGACCAUCCGGAUCAAAUGUGAAUUCAGGUAGGAUCGAGGGUAGAAUGCCUCAAAUAAAUGACAGUAUUUAUGAAAAGAUUAUGAGUUGUCCUUUAAAACGGAAACUGGUACUCAGUAUAAUCGAAUCUGAAAAGGAUAAUAUAGAAGAAUACAAGAAAAAACUAGCCAUGAAGGAAUCAAAGGAGAAUUCUGCAAGCCCUUUGAAUAAAGUACAAAAAAAGUACCAAUGUGAGAGUCCAACAGCUUUAUUGAGGAGGCGAGCUCUUGAGCAACAAAAUCUCAAAACUCCCUCUGGAAGUAAGUCUGAUUCACUUUCUAAUGACAAUGGAAGUCUCUGUGGAAGUAGAACUAGUUCUAGACAAUCUGUAGCAGCUCAUUCUCCAGUUCCUUUUGAUAAACUAUUGAAUGGGGUUGUUGCCUAUGUAGAAAUAAAGAGUAAAGACCAAGACCGAUCUGCUGGAGUGAAGGCUUUAACAAAUUCAAUGGGUGCAACAAUUAAGGACACUUUUACAAGGGAUGUCACACAUGUCAUUUUCAAGGAUGGAUCCUUCACAACAUACCAGAAAGCAAACCUGAUGAACAUUCAUCUCGUCUCUGUUCUUUGGCUAGAAGCUUGCAGAAGUAGUGGUAUGAAGGUUUCUGAAUCAAAGUUUCCAGCUUUGGGUACAGAUGCAUAUGAUCAUAAUGUAUCAUCAAUAUGCUCACAAAUGCAGAAGGAAUAUGAAGACAUAAUUAAGGAAGAAUAUCAACGCAGUAUACUAACAGGAACACCAUUGCCAUCUACUAAAGCUUUAAUUGAUCGUCGUAGAACAAUCAUGACUCCGAAUGUUUCAGCUACUCAUUACUCGAGAAAUAAUUUCUCGCAAGAGUUUUCUUCAUCGCAAGAUAAAGAAAUUGCAGAUAUAUUAUGUCGCGGACGUAGAACUCAAAACUUUUCGAAAAAUAUUCAUCAUGAAGUUGAAUCAUCACCUGAGCUUACGUCUGAUGACGAUUCUGAUAUGGUAGCUUUAAUUGACGGAAAAAUAAUAAGUACGAAAACGAAAAACGUCCAUAUUGCUGAAUCAUCCCUAGGUGAUCAGGUUGGCAAAACUUGUGAGAACUCCACAAUCCAUGAUUAUAUUAUUAAUGAUUCUAUGGAUUUGACGACAUUAGCAACAGAAGUCAAUAAUAUUUCUUCUAAAGAGAAAGUAUUUCCAAAUACUCCCGACGAUAUUUACAAUGUAAAGACACCAAAAAUUAUAAGUAGUAAAGCAAAAAGACCUACUACUGGAAAGGUCAAAUCUGGAAAGAUUCUUGACCGAUUGGCUUGUACCUCUGAAGUUGUUUCUAAAAAACGUAUAAGCAAUUCAACUGAGAAAAUUGAAAGUAGCAAGAAUGACACUAAAAUUUCUGAUGUUGCUUCCAAUGAAGAAAUGUCUUCCCUGCAACUAUCAUUUUCUCCUAAAGUGCAAAUUUUGAGUAAAAAUGUUUCUGUGGCCUCUCCCAAUAUUGUGAAAGGUGAAACCACCACUUCAAUGUCAACAUUAGAAAUUUCUUCAGAUACAACGAAAACGAGCGUAAGAAAGUCAACAAGUACAAAUAUGUCAUCCCUGCAAAUAUCCACGAAAAAUUGUGAUAGAUCAACAGAUACAACAAAAACUAGCGUUGGAAAGUCAACAAAUACAAAUAUGUCAUCCCUGCAAAUAUCCACGGAAAACUCUGAUAGAUUAUCAGGUACAAACAUGUCCCCACAGAAUACUACUGAGCUUGAAAACACAAAAGAGAAACAGAGUUUUUUGAACAAAACAAGCGUCGAAAGAGUAAGUGGAUCUAACAAUAAGAGUUUUAAUUCUGUUAACUCGUUCAGUCCACUUCAGCAGGACGUAAUGAAUAGUUUGUUGAAUCUGCUUGAUGACAAACUUGAGAAAUCACCAGAUAAUGUUACGAGAAGAAAACGUAUGAAUGUGAAAAACAAAAAUACAGAAUUGACAAAGUCCCAGAAUACUAAUAUUCCCAAGAAAUCUCAGGGACGAAAAAGUAUUCAAAAUGACAUAUCUAAUCAAAAUAUUGACCAAGAAAAACGUUACUCACGUAGAAAAACUAUCCAUUGUGUGAAUACAAGAUCGAAGACGCAAAAAACUGAAAAUGUUGGUAAAGCUGAUCAAUUGAAAUAUGGAAGUUCUUCUGAUUCCAGUGAAAAUGAGUGUAAUAAAAACCGUAGAGCACGUAAACUCUACAACCCCGAUGAUUCAAUUGGGGAACUGGAGUCGUCCGACGACAAAGAAAGAGAACAUAAGAGAUUAAAGGGCAAAAAAAGAAAAUCUGAUGAGGGUGUCUUCAUUCGCCCAAAUAUAGUUCCAAUCAAACCAAAUGUUUUCGUAUCACUGAGAGCAAAACAAUUAAUCGACAAGCGUAAUUUGAAUGUGGAUAGUAUCUUGAAUAAAGAACCUAGUGAUUCGAACUUGGAACCUCUCAUCUCUUUAGGUAAAAAGAAAGUUAAAAAGGGUAAAUCUACAGAAAAAGUUGCUAACAGUGGUGAUGAUGAUGAACAACGAGAACUAGCUGAAGAACUUCUUGCAAACAAAAAUAGAGUUGAAAAAAAUAUUGAGGUAAACUUGAAAACAUGUGAUAAAACACCUCGUCGUGAUUCUGAAAGAGAUUUAUCAAAACACACCAAUAUUGGUGACGAAAUUGAAAGCAAGGAUUCAAAGAAUAUCAAACAGGCACUUAGGCCUCGCAAAAAAAACAUUGGUGAUCAGAUAACGCCAAUUAAAUCUACUAGUGACGAAAAGGAAAUGAAAACUCCUCAAAAUAUUCACAAAGUGCCCAGAAGUGUUGCCAGCUUGCCAAAGAAAACUAAAUCCAAUAUCAAAACUACUCCACUCUCUAAGAAUAUUUCUCAAAGCGUUGGGCCCAACCAAAGAAGAUGCUCAGUUAGAAUGUCUCAACGAGUACUAAAUAAAAUUGAUUUCAACAGUACUCAAUCUAGUAGCGAAAGAACACCUUCGAGGAAUCGUAGGAGUUCGUUAGAGUUUCAGGCAAAAUCUACGUUGAAGAAGAAAAAUCUGAAGAUUGACAAGGCCAAGAAACCCAGCGUAGUGUGUACUAAGAUGCACAAAGACGACAUUAUGGUAUUCAACCAGAUAGUGCGAAAGCUAGGAGUUUUCGUUGUCGAAGAUGAAGUAACCAGUAAAACUACGCAUUUGGUCGCAGGCGAACCAAAGCGGACGAUAAAUAUGUUGAGAGCCAUUGCUAAUGGUUGUUGGAUCCUGAAGAAAGAAUGGCUCUUCAAAUCAUUAGAGGCCGGAAAAUGGCUCCCUGAAGAAGAUUUUGAGGAAUGUGACUUUUCUCCAAUAGUGCAGAAAAGUCGCAUGCAGAGGCAAGCAUUCGGCCGUACCUACUCGCUGGACGUUUUCCGCGAUUGCGGACCAAUAUUCAUCGCCAAAGAUACCAUCCCGAGGUGUUCAGACUUGCGGGAACUGGUGACAUCGUGCAAAGGAGAAGACGCAGCGAAUUCUAGAAAUGCCAGAAUCGUUGUGGGCCAACUGAUGAAGCAAGAUGGGGUGGUUUGCGUUACGGUAAAUUGGAUCCUUGAUUCGAUAACGUUGGGCAAAAGGAUGCCGUUCAAGAAGUAUAUUUUCGAAUCUAACAGACGCAGUAUUGCUGUUUAGUUUUAUUUUAUGUUGUUCAAGGUCUUGUAUAUUUUUAUGUGCCAUAUUCUGAACUGUACAAAGAACAAAGUAAAGCUGAAAGCGGGGUAGGUUGGUUAUGGUUGAGCGAUGACUUGCCAGGUGAAUUUCAUUAGCUCAGUGAAACUGUCCUAGUUUCCGAAAUAUGAUUACUUUCUUGGAAGUUGUGAAAAUCACUAGUCUUAUAAAUGUUUCUAGCACCUCCGCCAAAUUAUCUUCGAAAUUCGACUGUGCUAUAGAAAAUAUUCAGACACUUGUUUAUUAUUAACUCACUUCUUCAGCUUUGCAAAUUUUUGGUGUGAAAGAAAAGUUAUACUUUGUAAUUUUCUCAUUGAAAAAAGGCUAUUAUUGAUGUUUCAUCAUGGAAGGGGUUCAUUCAGCUUGACAUUGCUCUUUGGAAAACCCAUAUAAUAAUUGUACAAUGUAAAGAUAUGAGGAAUACGAAUGAUAACGUAUUCUCUUUAUACAUGUAUUUUGUAAGUUUUAUACCUUGUGACUUUUUAUAUAGUUUUAUAUGCGAUGUCUAUGGAAUCUAAUAUAUUUUUAGUUUAUAA
Phaedon cochleariae (mustard beetle) is the source of this 4480-nucleotide messenger RNA. The record is from the annotation of a GenBank genome assembly. Lineage: Eukaryota; Metazoa; Arthropoda; Insecta; Coleoptera; Chrysomelidae.